Messenger RNA from Dibothriocephalus latus, 210 nucleotides. Lineage: Eukaryota; Metazoa; Platyhelminthes; Cestoda; Diphyllobothriidea; Diphyllobothriidae. The record is from the annotation of a GenBank genome assembly.
AUGAGCACUGUUUUUGGUAAGUACAACCUGCACAAGAUCGAUCCGGCAGUCGGAGACAAGUUUGACCCCAACCUUCACGAGGCCGUCUUUACCGUCCCUCUCGGAGCAAAUAACCAACCAAACACCAUCGCCAAUGUGACCAAAGUGGGCUAUCGCCUGCAAGAGCGAACCCUGCGGCCGGCCUUUGUGGGUGUAUUUGUGGCCUCCUAG